AAGGGAGUUCCCGCAGGGUAGAAAAGUCUCUCCUUUCCCUACCAACCAUACAUCAUUCGUCCCGCCCGUCUUGUCCUUUCCCGUGGAACCCGCACCAGGCAGGACCGAGACCGCUCCCUACUUAGAACCCGCCCAACCCCGACCUUCCCGACCUUUGGAGUCGGUCGGCUUUGCUCAAGGUUCAAACAACAACCUUGACACAUCGUCGCUGGUCCUGCUUUGGACUGAACUAGGCGACCUGCCCACCAGCACCGACCAGCAGCCGACUGCCUUUUCGACUGGCCUCUGACACCUCCAACGCCUCGUUAUCGUCGUCACUUGUUGUCUUUGCUGUUGUUGUCGUCGUCGUCCUCCAUCUCUGCCUUGUCUGCGCCUGACCACUUGGUCAAAUCUCCACCUGGCUUGCUCAGCAUUCCUCUGCUGAGAACGUAGGCUCGGCAUCCGUAGCCGCGCGAGACAACAAACAUUUCCGGGAAAGAAAUUGCACAAGGCGACAUCCGACCAAGGUUCCUCCCGUACAUGGUGCGUGCCGUCACAGAGUUUAGCCACCUGCAGAAUCUACUCUGGGCAGGCACAUCCACCACGCUCCAUCCCGCCUGCCACUUGCUGUGGGGCCCGUCUCUUUAAAACCCGGCCCGCCGCGCCCUUUCAGCCAGCCCGUCUUCUUGCUCUUCCUGGCCACUCACUCUCCCAUCACUUCAGCCUCUCCCACCACUCAACUCAAGCCUUGACCCGCACCUGGGUCACUGUCGACACUCACCUUCCAGAGGUCCAGCAACAGGGCCACUACAGAGCAACCAUGGCCGACGACAGGAGGGAUCGAUUUCCUCCCCCUCCUCCUCCUCCUCCUCCUCCCCCUCCCCGUGGGCAGUACAACAACCAAUACCCGCCACCUCCCAUCGAGGAGGAGGACCGCCAGAGCCGCGUGAUUAGAGAUCCCCGCGACCUGCGUGACGUCCCCAACGCCGUCACUCUGCCGUCAAUCCAGGACUACCCUCCGAGCGGUCCCUCUAGAGGUCCGCCGCCUGCUCUAGAGCCGGGCGCGAGGGGAUCGUACUCUGUCUCUCCAGACCAGGGUGCCUAUCCGCCGCCUCGUCCAACCUACAGCCUCCCUCCCGUGCAGUCCCUGGCCGAUGGCCGUGCAUUCGAUAACAGGGCACCUGAUUCCCGUGGACCGCCGCCGCCGCCGCCGCCACCGCCGCAGCAGGACCCGAGGCAACCCAUGGCAUACCGCCCGGUGCCACCCCCAGACCCCAAUGCAUACUACCGUGGACCACCACCCGGGCCGCCUCCUCCGCCCUACGUCCAGGACCCGUACCAGCAGCAGUACGCCGCCUACCCUCAGCCGCAGGUUGGCAUCAUGGGCUACGACUACAGGACCGGCCCUGGCAUGCAGCAGCAGCAGGCGAGCGCGCCGAGGCAGCGCACAUCCAUCGCAUGCAGGUACUGCAGGAAGCGCAAGAUCCGUUGCAGUGGUUACCAGACCACAGCCGACGGAAAAUGUCUCAACUGCAAGAAGACAGGCAACGAGUGCGUGUUCCAGCCCGUUAGCUCGGGCUCGACCGCCUUCGUCCCAGUCCAGGCUAUUCAGGGCGGCGUCAUCGCCCCGGGCACUCAACUGUUUGGAGCCUUUGGACAGCCUCUCCCCAUGGGCGCCCAGGGACCCCCGAUGCCGAUGCAAAUGCAAAUGCAAAUGCCUGGCCAAGGACCCCCGCCGCGCCACACGCCUCCCCAACUUCCCCUGCCCUCGCCCACCGGAAGCUACUACGAGGAACGUGUCGAGACGGGCAGGAGGAGGCCCCGCGGACCCGAGGACGACCACCACGGCCCCAGGCUGCCGCCUCCGCACCCAGGCCAGAUCGAGGAGGACCCGCGCCGCCGGUCUCCCGCCUCGCCCCAGAGCGCCUCUCCGCCGAGUCUGUACCAGGCGCCGUACCCGCCGCGUCCCGCGAGCAACACACCGCCGACUGCUGCUCCCUACCCGACGGCCGAGAGGCCAACCACCUAUCCGCCGCGCCUCGAGAGCCCGCCUGCGCCCCCGACCGCCGGACCCAGCACGUCUUCCACCUCAUCCUCGGUUAUGAGUCUGGGAAAUCUGAUGGACAACGCGCCGCCGCGCACGGCCCCUGGCAGCAGCAACGGAGAGUCGCGUGACAACAUCGAUAACUUUAUGCUUGGUCGCCUCGGCAGACGCUCCUAAACGGCCCAACCAAGGCAUUGCCCACCGCGGUGGGCUUGCCAAGGGCCCCAAUUCCGCUCCUCCCCAUGCCCGGGACGCGACGGGUCCUCAUCUGACGAACAUGAUUCUUUCUUUACAUUUCCCCACACAAGUGUAGUGCGGGAGGGCUAAUGGAUAAUCUCCUUGACACUGGCGACUUGUACUUUUCUUUCUUUGCUUCGCUUUGGCUGCGACGCAUCCGUCUUGCCCGUCACGUUCGGCUUGGCCGGCGACGGGCCUCUCAAGGCUGGGAUGCCUAGCCUUGCGACGAAAUUGCAGGGUACACAAGAGACGGCCUCCACUAAUAUGGGGUCGGUGGGAACUGGUCAAAAUUGGGUCCGCGUUUUCUUUUUAUCCUCCACUGCUUCGCCUUUUUACAUCCGCUGCGCAAUUUCCUUCUGCACAUCUAUGAUUCCCUCCAAUCUGCACGGGUUUUCCCUGGUUCUAGCCAGUGAGCGGUCAUAGUCCUGUUUCUUGAGCCUCGUUUUUUUUAUUGCCCCCGAUUACGUAUCUACUUUACUUGCACGAUUUCCUUUUUCUUCCUCCCCGCGCCCGAGCUCGAGGUACACGAGGCGGGGUGGCUAAGAGUUUGUAUUGAUGCCUCACGGCGAAGUCUGGACGUCUACUCUUCUUUUUCUUGGUACUCAUUUCAUUGCUCGUGUUCCCAGGCAACAAAAACACUCUUUGUUCUGGCUGGUGGGGUGGUGAUGGUGGGCGGACAAACAAAUGAAUUUCAAUCCUCGACCCAGCUGGCUUUUUCUCUCCUUUUCCUUGUCCAUGACUUGCCUUGUUACGCUUCCUCAUUGCCGUCCUCGGUGUCCUUUCUUUGGAUGGGAUGGGCGUGUGUGUGGCCCCCCCCCCCCCCCCCC
Gaeumannomyces tritici R3-111a-1 is the source of this 3087-nucleotide messenger RNA. RefSeq names its product C6 zinc finger domain-containing protein. The record is from RefSeq and is a predicted model, not a curated record. The coding region runs from base 800 to 2200 and encodes 466 amino acids. Gene Ontology annotation, cellular component: nucleus. The transcript has 2 exons. Gene Ontology annotation, molecular function: zinc ion binding; DNA-binding transcription factor activity, RNA polymerase II-specific. Gene Ontology annotation, biological process: regulation of DNA-templated transcription. NCBI's taxonomy places the organism in Eukaryota, Fungi, Ascomycota, Sordariomycetes, Magnaporthales, Magnaporthaceae.